Zophobas morio is the source of this 904-nucleotide messenger RNA. RefSeq names its product protein takeout-like. Lineage: Eukaryota; Metazoa; Arthropoda; Insecta; Coleoptera; Tenebrionidae. Bases 6 to 743 code for a protein of 245 amino acids. The record is from RefSeq and is a predicted model, not a curated record. The transcript has 4 exons.
AAAGCAUGAAGUACCUACCAGUUUGUGUGUUUCUGGCAACUUUUACUUUCGGUGCUAAGCUGCCAUCCACUUUUACUAAAUGUAACCCCAAACAAAGCGAUUUCCAACAAUGCCUGACCAAAGCCAUCGAAAGUGCCGUCCGGCAGCUAACCCGUCCAAUCAAGGAGGUGAAUUUACCAAACAUGAAACCAUUGGAAAUACCAUCGAUGAUUAUUGGUGAGGGUUCAGGACCAGUGGCCACCAAACAAAUAUUCAAAAAUAUGAAUGCUAGUGGUUAUGACGAAAUUACGUGUUCUAAGGCCGAACUGGAUUUUAACACGAAGAAGCUAAAUUUGACGUGUUUGAUACCGACGUUUCGGAUGGACUUCGAGUAUGAAAUGAGUGGGCGGAUUUUGGUGCUGCCGGUGGUAGGAAAAGGGCCUGGAUGGAUCGUUUUACAUGAUUUUAAUUUGGGGCUGAUUUUUGAUUUGGAAGAGUAUCAGAAAAAAGGGAAGAAAUAUUUUCGCGCUACUGGGCAUCAUUUGACUAUAACCCCGCGGCUUAUUGAGGUCAAAUUGGAUAAUUUGUUUGACGGUGAUAAGGCCCUGGGCGAUAAUUUGAAUAAGGUGAUGAACGAUAAUUGGGAGGCGCUUUUUGCUGAUGUUAAGCCGAGUUAUGAGGAAGGUUUUGGGAGCGUUUAUGCGUCGAUUUUUAACCGGUUGUUGGCGAAAGUGCCCGUGAGUGAACUCUUCAGUGACGGGUGAAUUAUUUAUUUGUGAAAGAAAAAAUUAACUUUUUACUGUUGCCAGUGUAGUGUUUUUAGUGGCUUGUAGAUUUCUAAUAAAAUCUAAUAUGUUUUUAAAAAUGUAUUGCAGACAUAACUGUUUAUUUAUUAUUAUUGAACAGUUUUCUUGUAUACCAAAAA